UUCUUGUUUAACCUUGGAUCACGCAUCUGAUCCAACGUGAGCGUCAGGCAUAAUCCGAGUGCGCUGGAAUAAAAGGUUUUGCAAAUCUCGGGAUUCUUGUUGGACAUUUGGGAAGCAGCGAAGCAGGAGGACACUGUCACAGAAACAUAGGGAGACAUUGGCCAUGAGGAAAGCGAGGAAGAAGGAUAAGCGCAUUGUGCGGCCUUGCUAUGAAGAGCGAGAUUCGUAGCAUUGAAGAUCUUCUGCGAACGAAUGGACUUGCAAGGUCACCAAGUGAGCAUCUAGGAUCCCCCACUGAGGGCCACACAAGCAGAAAUGACGUGCAAGACUUCAGAAGGCCAGCUUCAGCUUCCAGAGGCUGGAUAGCUUUCCCACGGCGAGUUCUAUCAGUGAUGAAGGCUGCUGUCCUGCUGGGCACAAGUCUUGUCUGCGCAAGCAUCUCUGCCAGCGGCUUUGCCAUCCUUUGUUUCCUGCUGUUGACUCGUUCCCUCGCUCCACCGACUGCGUACUUCCAGAAGGAGCUGUUUUUCGACUACACAAAGCCCGCAGCAGUAGCUAGCGCAAGUUUCUGUCAGACUCCUGUGCCUGUGAAGGCGUCUGCGGCAAAUGCGAGGUUUGUGCAGCCAGGGCAGAGCAUGAAUGUCUGGCUGGAGCUGGUGACCCCAGAAAGCCAUGGUACCUCCAAUUCAGAUGUAUUUCAAGUGGCAGCCGAGGUGGUGGCUGCUGACGGCCGUGUGGCGGCCUCUGCCAGCCGCCCCUGCCUGGUCACAUACAGAUCCCCACUCAUUCGCUACAUCAGGAUGCUUGCCAGGCUGCCCCUUGUGCUGGUGGGGUGGUAUGAGGAGAAGCAGCGGCUGAAGGUGGUACUCUUCCAAGGAUAUAAGGAGAAGGCGGACGUUCCCUUCUGUGUCUUCAGAGUGGCACUCAUGGCUCGUGCCAAUGGAGGGGAGCUACCUGGCAUAUACGCUGCUUCUGUGCAUGUUGACUUGAAUCUGGGGUUGAUUGGCCGCGCUCUGUAUAAGAUCCGGCCAGGCACCAUAGUAACGUACGCGCUGAGCACUGUGGGUCUGGUUGCAUUUUGCGGUGGUGGCUUGGCCAGCCUGUGCCUGCUGGCGAUCUGGGGCAUUUCCAAGCCCCGUGCGGACCAGGCACAGAGCAGCAAGGCCCGCCAGUAUGACGAGGUGUCGAGUGAAACAGGCUGGUCGGAAGUAUCCACAGGUGAGCUGGACUCAGAGAGUGAGAGGGAUGUGGGGAUGCUGGAGCCGAUGGCCUCUGUGUCAGACAGGGGUGAGUCAUCCCUGGUGACGCCACUCAGCGCUCAGGCGCUGCGCAGAUGGGACGCCAGAUCAGCCUCCCAGCUGAGUGUCAGCACUGAUGGCACGCAUCUGGAUGAAGCCGUCAGCCGCACCAACCACAAGAAGCACAGAUGAAGCUGCUGGCAUUUGGGUGUGAGAGUCUGAAAUUUCUGAUUGGUGUCAUCUUUUUGUGUUUGCUGAAGUCUGUGUGCAGGCUGCACUUGUGUGGUCUGCCUCUGUAAUUCCCUGGACCAGAUGCAGUCAUUGCUGGCCGGACUUGAGCAACUCCUGUCGGCGUGAAUAUGUUAUAGACAUGGAAAGAGCUGUGCGCUCAGCACGAGGAUGCUGUUAGAAUGCUGGCUUGCGCGGGUUCUGCUGCUGCAACUUAGCCAACAAGUAAGGUGUUCCAGCUGGAUGCCAUUAUAGUUGCCCCACCUUGAGCGUAUCUGUCGUGAUGAGUGUUUGUGCUUUCGUGCGUCCUUCCUUGCUCUGCAUGUCAACUUCAACACAUUUUUCAGACAUUGCUUUCUGGGAGCAAGCCAUAUACACACCAUCUUCGACCAGGCUUUGGUAGAUUCUUCGCUUGCAGAUCUGCAUGUUCAUUGAUCUGAUCUUUUUCAGCAUGUUACACUUAAUCGGCUUGAGAGUUUAUUGCAGAGCCAGAUAGGUGUCAUGGGUGGUCCUUUGAAGAGGGCCAUUGUAAAUUAUAUGUAGAAC
This is a messenger RNA of Coccomyxa subellipsoidea C-169, 2012 nucleotides long. RefSeq lists its product as hypothetical. The transcript has 8 exons. Bases 210 to 1430 code for a protein of 406 amino acids. Lineage: Eukaryota; Viridiplantae; Chlorophyta; Trebouxiophyceae; Coccomyxaceae. Gene Ontology annotation, cellular component: endoplasmic reticulum membrane. Gene Ontology annotation, biological process: lipid droplet organization; lipid storage. The record is from RefSeq and is a predicted model, not a curated record.